UCCAGCAGGUAACUUUCAGCUAAGUCAAAAGCUGACACACUAGGCACUGAACUAACCUUUUUCUGCUCGAGCCAGUUUUGUCAGCUAGUAUGAAUAUCUACCUUGGUAUCGCAUUUGUGGCGCUUCUUGGAAGCUUACCAAAGGAUGUAUUGGGCAACGGUUGCCAUUUGCGCGAACUCGACUUCUGCGCCGCUGCUGCCGCAGGUAUCAACAAGGUCCCGGUUACUGAUGAAGAAAUUGACAGGUGCUGUUCCAUGACCAAGGAAGUCAAACACUGUGUUUUUUCAUUUUUCGACAGAUGUGCAACACCUCUGCAGCGAGAGAUUAUAAAUUUUAUCACCGAAGGUCCAAUUAAGACCGCCGAACGAUUCUGCGUGAAAGGUGACGAACUCCGAAAUCAGUAUCUUCAGCAAGCAGGGUGUUUGGCCAAGGCCCAGCCCAACGCAAAAGUGUGCUUCGAAGAUGUCAGAGCCGGCCUGGAGCGACUUGAAGUAGCGAAGUUCGAUGAUCGAAUUCCAAUGGCCUGUUGUAUUUACCGUCGCUACAAAAGAUGUGUCAUCGGUGUGAUUGAAAAGCAAUGCGGAAAGGAGAUAAUUGAAUUCGGCGAACUCGUGGCUAAAAUGAUUAUCGGUAACACGGUCAACGUUGUGUGCCAGAGUUACGAUUCAAAUCCUGUCUGUAACGCUAUUUUGCCGCUUCCCGGUACCAAAGCUACAGGUCAUUCGAAAUCAAUUUUAUCCAAGCUACUCAGUGUCUACACAUUAAUGUAAAUAUUUUAC
Varroa destructor (honeybee mite) is the source of this 779-nucleotide messenger RNA. RefSeq lists its product as uncharacterized. NCBI's taxonomy places the organism in Eukaryota, Metazoa, Arthropoda, Arachnida, Mesostigmata, Varroidae. The record is from RefSeq and is a predicted model, not a curated record.